AUGAUAUUAUCGAAUAUCGGUGGUGAUAUGAAUGUUUACAUUCUUAAACGAAUAAAUUGUUGGGCUUGCCAUAUACGAGGUUAUCUACAUUUUGUUUUUAUUAAUUCAAUUUAUUUAUCUUAUGUACUUCAGGGUGGUUUUCGUCUUUUACGUAUUGUAUUUCAUGAAUAUAAAUGUUUACGAACAAUUUAUUCUUUUUCAUUUUUUAUUGUCGUUCAGUGGAUUGCAUCAUUUCUAUUUAUUCUACCUAUUUUGAUCGGAGAUAAAAACUAUACAUCUUUUGUUAUUUAUUUGCCGCAAGAAUUUUAUUGUCAAGUUCCUAUUACUAGUAUUCGAGGUAUUACAUUUUUAAUACUUAGUGUAUAUUUCGUACCGUUAUGUUGUAUUGGUGUGAUUUAUUUGUGGAUUAUAAUUCAUGUCCAACAUAGAAACAGACGAAUUAUCUUAAUACCUAUUUCAGUUCAACGUAAAAACAAACGUGAUAAUAUUAUCAUAAAACGAAUUUGUAUGGUUAUGAUUGUUCUUUCAUCAUUAGGAAUUAUACCAUGUUUAUUUGUUAUUGCAUUUAUCAUGACUGAUCAUUUGCAUUGGGCAUCUUACCGUAUAAUUUGUGAAUAUAUGACAGAACCUCAUCAACAUUCACUUAUUCAACAAAUUGAUGGAUGGAUAAGUAAAAUUCAACAAACAGUUAAUGAUGCUCGAACACAAUUUUUAAACGUUAUUUAUGACCAUAUAAUUGGUAUUAAAAAUUCUUUAGAAAACUUCACACAAAAAUUAUAA
Messenger RNA from Rotaria sp. Silwood2, 780 nucleotides. The record is from the annotation of a GenBank genome assembly. NCBI's taxonomy places the organism in Eukaryota, Metazoa, Rotifera, Eurotatoria, Philodinida, Philodinidae.